Messenger RNA from Bursaphelenchus okinawaensis, 2086 nucleotides. Lineage: Eukaryota; Metazoa; Nematoda; Chromadorea; Rhabditida; Aphelenchoididae. The record is from the annotation of a GenBank genome assembly.
AUGCGGCAGUUUGUCGUGAUUUUAAUCGCCUGCGGGCUUGUUUUUGGUAAGUUUUUUUUACUUUGAUUUUUUUUUCAUUUUUAAAUUUUUAAAUUAAAAAAAAAUUUUUUACUGCAUUUUUAAAACUGUGGGCAUGGUAAAUGGAAAAAAUAGGUAACACAAAAAUAAAUUUUAAGUAACAAAAAUGGAUUUUAGGUAACAAAAAUGAAUUUAAAGCAACAAAUUAGGCAAAAAAUGAAUUUUAGGUAACAAAAAUAAAUUCUAGGUAACAAAAAUCAAUUUUAGGUAAAAAAAAUAAAUUUUAGGUAAAAAAAAAUGAUUUUUAGGUAACAAAAAUAAAUUUUAGGUAACAAAAUCACAUUCUAGUGCCCAAAAAUCAAUAAAUAAUGAAAAAUGGCCAAAAUAUUUUCUAUUAUUUUCAGCUUAUGGCCACCACCACUCCUCAACAGCAUCACCAAAGAAGCGUAGUGUAACCACAACAGAAGCAGAAAGCGAAGAAGGCAGUUUGUCCAAAGAAGUUAGCGAAAAAGCCGAAGAAGUGGCAUCAAAAGUGACCAAAAGAGUUAAUAAACGUGAUGUAUCCACCCCUACUACUCCCAAGAUUAAUAAGAGAGAUGUUUCUACUCCUACCACGCCCAAGAUUAACAAGAGAGAUACCUAUACUACGACUGUCUUGCCCAGAAUCUCAAGAGAUACAGAAGAAGAAGAUAAGAAGGAAAAGAGAGGCGUGAGUGAUGAAAAAGAUGGUAAAGAUAAGAGACAAGCCAUGACUACUACUUAUGCUCCUAGAAUGGCCAGGGACGCUAGUGAAGAAGAAGAUAAACCCAGAGUAGCUAGAGAUGUCACGUCUACUACUAUGGUCCCUAGAGUCGCUAGAGACGUUAUGAGUACUACCAAGGCAGCUAGAGUUGCUAGGGAUGUUACGUCUACUACUAUGGUACCCAGAGUCGCUAGGGAUGCUAGUAGUACCACUAAAGCAUCAAGAGUUGCUAGAGAUGCUAGUGAAGAAGUACCUACCCCUAGAGUUGCCAGACAAGCUAUGAGCACUACCAAGUCUUCCAGAAUCGCUAGACAAGCCAUGAGCUCUACUACCAAGUCCGCGAGGAUUGCUAGACAAGCAAUGAGCACUACCAAGUCCUCUAGAAUAGCCAGAGAUGCUAUGAGUACUACCAAAUCCUCUAGAGUCAAAAGACAAGCCAUGACUACUACAACAUCACCACGAAUGGCUCGAGCAGCUGAUACGACCACGUUAGCACCGAGAAUGGGCAGAGCUGUAGAUACUACUACUAUGGUGCCUAGAGUAGCCAGAGAUGUCAUGAGCACUACCAUGGUCCCUAGAAUAGUUAGAGAUGUUAUGAGUACUACUAUGGUACCAAGAGUUGCUAGAGACGUUAGUGAAGAAGAAGAUAAGCCUAGAGUUGCUAGAGAUGUUAUGUCUACUACUAUGCUCCCUAGGAUGGCUAGAGAUGCUAGUGAAGAAGAAGAUAAGCCUAGAGUUGUUAGAGAUGUCACGUCCACUACUAUGGUACCACGAGUUGCUAGAGAUGCUAUGAGUACUACCAAGUCCUCAAGAAUGCGACGUGCAGUAAUGUCAACUACUCCAGCCGCUCGAGUUGCUAGAGAUGUGAUGAGCACUACUAAGUCCUCAAGAAUCGCUAGAGACGCCAUGAGUACUACCAAAUCUUCUAGAAUAGCACGUGACGCCAUGAGUACUACUAAGUCCUCUAGAGCCAAAAGACAAGCCAUGACUACUACAACAUCUCCACGGAUGGUUAGAGCCGCUGAUACGACUACAAUGGCCCCAAGAGUCGUUAGAGACAUUAUGUCUACUACUAUGAUACCUAGGGUAGCUAGAGAUGUUACGUCCACUACUAUGGCCCCAAGAGUCGCUAGAGACGUUAUGUCAACUACUAUGGUACCGAGGUUUGCUAGACAAGCUAUGAGCACCACCAAGUCCUCCAGGAUCGCUCGACAAGCCAUGAGCACCACGAAAUCAGCUAGAAUUGCUCGGCAAGCCAUGACAACAUCAGGUGCACCAAGAGUAGCUCGUCAAAUGUCUACUACUACCGUGGCUUCUGGUCGUUAA